AUAUUAGCACUAUUUUUAGAGCUCGGUGGGAGGGUCCCAUUCUAAAAGUAGUACCUACGUUCAAGAAUGUAUGACACGCAUACAGCAAUAAUUCCAUGUGGAACAUCUGUCAUCGUUCUAACGAGUGGCUCAAGGUAGAGUGCUCUCUUUGCCCUGGUCAUCGUUUUCCGUCAUCUCUUCUACAGUUCUGGCUAAGGCCUCCGCCACAACGGACUGACUAGUGAUGCCUAAGGCCGAGUCGUUACCUUCGGAAGGUCUCGCAUUGGGUUGGAUCUUGUGUGUGGCAUGUGCCACGCUGUUUUCCACAGGUUUGGCCCAGGUGGACGACAUUGACAAUGCCGUCAACAGCACCAUCAACGAUACAGAGCCCAUCCAAGAACAUCCCAGUGAGGUCCAAAAAGCGGUAUGCACUGUGACUGCUGGUGAGAUCAAAGCGUCUGCCGAAGCUGUUACUACAAAGACCCUAAAGGGAGUCUGUGGAUCGGACGAAAUGAACUUGGCCUUCAAAAACCUAGAGACCAAACUUUACGCGGAGCUUCGUGAAAUAAAAUGGCUAUUGGAGCAAGUGGCAAUGGCCAAUUCGGUGGAAAUAAGCGCAGCCCCUCCUCCACCACCAGUGACGCAAAGGAAUGCCCCUCCCAAUAAUGUCAAACUAGAUGAAAUUCUAAAGGCGAUGGAGACAAAGGCUAGCACAAAAAAGAUGCCCAUACUGAAGGAGCUGGCGACGAACCAUAACGCCUUGCAGGGAGUGCGAGAUGAGGAGGUUAACAAGUUCAAUAAUACCAUGCUGGCUGACCAGGACUUUAAAUUGUUUACAUACUACUGGAAGUUGGAAAAUUUCACGAACAGAAUUGAAGACCUUUCGACGAGCAGUGUCAAUAGUCCUAUAUUUAGCAUCAGAGGCAAAUCCCUUCAGCUGAGGUGCACCUUUCAUCAUUUGAAUCGCGAGCUACUGAACCUACAGCUGGGCUAUGCCCAUGUCCUACCAGGCGAUCAGAAGAACAUUGUUUUAGAUAUGGGGGGAAUAUUCAAGACGAUGAAACAUUGGACGGACGGCACGCCAUUUAAGCACAAAAUCUCUAUACUGGAUCAGAAUUACAGCCACCGGAAGGCAAAAGAUCUCGGCUCACAGGAGCUGACCAAACUGGAGACGGGCUUUUCCAUACCGCACAGUGCACUUCUGGGCAGCACGUACAUCAAGCAGAACUCGCUGUUGAUACAGAUCAUAUUGUAUUUAUGAAUGACAGAAACAAAAUUUUAUUCGGUUCAGAUAUUAAAUCAAAGAGAGACCAAAACCACGUACUAUAAGUUUAUAUUGAACAAACUUCGGGGUCGCUCACAGUUUACUGCGUGCACCCUUGGCCUUGAUGUCGAGGAAUGGCAAUGCGAUCGGAUAUAGUUCCUUGCACGACUUGAAGGCUACAAUGUCGCUGAUGCACUUGUGACGCUCCAUAUUUGUGAUCUCCAGUGGCUCUUCCUCCUUA
Drosophila miranda is the source of this 1484-nucleotide messenger RNA. RefSeq lists its product as uncharacterized. Bases 224 to 1240 code for a protein of 338 amino acids. Lineage: Eukaryota; Metazoa; Arthropoda; Insecta; Diptera; Drosophilidae. The transcript has 3 exons. The record is from RefSeq and is a predicted model, not a curated record. Gene Ontology annotation, molecular function: protein binding; metal ion binding.